GGCAGGCUGGGGCGGGGCUGGGAAGUAGUCGGGCGGGGUUGUGAGACGCCGCGCUCAGCUACCAUCGCUGGGCGGUCAACAACUGCGGGCCUGGCUAAGCGCGGCGGGGCGCGGAGACCGCGAGGCGACCGGGAGCGGCUGGGUUCCCGGCUGCGCGCCCUUCGGCCAGGCCGGGAGCCGCGCCAGUCGGAGUCCCCGGCCCAGCGUGGCCCGCCUCCCUCUCGGCGUCCACCUGGCCGGGGUACUGCCAGCGGGCAUGACCGACCCACCAGGGGCGCCGCCGCCGGCGCUCGCAGGCCGCGGAUGAAGAAGAAAACCCGGCGCCGCUCGACCCGGAGCGAGGAAUUGACCUGGAGCGAGGAGUUGACCCUGAGUGAGGAAGCGACCUGGAGUGAAGAGGCAACCCAGAGUGAGGAGGCGACCCAGGGCGAAGAGAUGAAUCGGAGCCAGGAGGUGACCCGGGACGAGGAGGCGACCCGGAGCGAGGAGGUGACCAGGAAGGAAAUGGCGGCAGCUGGGCUCACCGUGACUAUCACCCACAGUGAGUGUCGGGCGCCAGGUGGGCUCCGUGCUGGUCCCGAAAGCCCGGCGGGGUCUGUGGGUUAGUCACGUGUCCUCCAGAAGCGUGUGACCUUGCGCUUGUCCUGGCGUCCGGAAGCGUGGGUUCUUGGUUGUGCCCGUGGAACUGUCUUUUGUCCCGGGCUUGUGUCUGUACACUUUUCCAUGUGGCCGGUGUAUUUUGUCUCUGGCGAUUUGUGCGAUCCUGGGUAUUUGAGCUUCUCCGUGCGUUACGUCGUGGGCCUCGUUGUGUUUGUGUGCCCGCGCAGUUAUUGUGCCCUUUGUGUCAGGCAUAUAUUUGGCCAUGUGGUCUACGACUGCUUCGUGUGUGAUAAGUCAGAACUUCGUGCAUGCCGGGGUGCUCCUCAUCUGCUGAGUGCCUUCUCCGUGUGCGCCGCUUGAGUUGGCCGUGGAUCCAAGCGUUGUACUCUGGGCACCCUUUGGGUCUGCCUACUGUUGGAGUUGACACACAACCAAAUGAAGUCAGUACACCGGAGAGCUGAGUCCAUGAGGUUUCUCUAGAACCAGCUAGGGGAGGCCCAAGGGUCUGGGAAUCUGGAGACCCGGAUUCUAGAUCCUGCGGUUUUGCGUGACCUUGGGAUGGACGGCUUCUAAGAAUCCGGUUUCUCUUCUGUGAAGUAGAUUUGGUAACCCUGGCUCCCGCUGACCUUACGGAGCUGUUGGGGGAACCAAACAUUGGUGUAAUGUACUGGACACAGGCUCCCUCCUUACUGUCCACAUCCCUGGAAAAGAAUUGGCGUCUCUUCUUCAGAAAGAAAGGCUCUGCUGUUCGUAUUCGUUUGUCUGUUUACUUAGCACCAAUCAUGGAUGCACUCAAGUGUGUUCGGUGGGAGAGACUUGGAGGAAAACAGUCACUUGCCGAUUACAGCAAGCGAGACGAGACCAAUACAAUACAGGGUACAGUGCAGUCAGGCCACAGGAAGCAGAUGGCUUGUGAUGAAAAAGGCAAUGAGAAGCACGACCUUCAUGUUACCCCGAAGCAGGGCAGCAGUGAACCAGUUGUCCAAGACCUGGCCCAGGUUGUUGAAGAGGUCAUAGGGGUUCCACAGUCUUUUCAGAAACUCAUAUUUAAGGGAAAAUCUCUGAAGGAAAUGGAAACACCGUUGUCAGCACUUGGAAUACAAGAUGGUUGCCGGGUCAUGUUAAUUGGGAAAAAGAACAGUCCACAGGAAGAGGUUGAACUAAAGAAGUUGAAACAUUUGGAGAAGUCUGUGGAGAAGAUAGCUGACCAGCUGGAAGAGUUGAAUAAAGAACUUACUGGAAUCCAGCAGGGUUUUCUGCCCAAGAAUUUGCAAGCUGAAGCUCUCUGCAAACUUGAUAGGAGAGUAAAAGCCACAAUAGAGCAGUUUAUGAAGAUCUUGGAGGAGAUUGACACACUGAUCCUGCCAGAAAAUUUCAAAGACAGUAGAUUGAAAAGGAAAGGCUUGGUAAAAAAGGUUCAGGCAUUCCUAGCCGAAUGUGACACAGUGGAGCAGAACAUCUGCCAGGAGACCGAGCGGCUGCAGUCUACAAACUUUGCCCUGGCCGAGUGAGGUGCAGCAGAAAAAGGCUGUGCUGCCCUGAAGAAUGGCACCACCAGCUCUGCCGUCUCUGGAGCGGAAUUUACCUGAUUUCUUCAGGGCUGCUGGGGGCAACUGGCCAUUUGCCAGUUUUCCUACUCUCACACCGGUUCUCAAUGGAAAAUAGUGUCUUUGUGAUUUUGAGUAAAGCUCCUGUCUGUUUUCUC
This is a messenger RNA of Pongo pygmaeus (Bornean orangutan), 2305 nucleotides long. RefSeq names its product BAG cochaperone 1 (gene BAG1). The record is from RefSeq and is a predicted model, not a curated record. The transcript has 7 exons. Gene Ontology annotation, molecular function: protein-folding chaperone binding; adenyl-nucleotide exchange factor activity. Gene Ontology annotation, biological process: protein stabilization. Gene Ontology annotation, cellular component: nucleus; cytosol; cytoplasm. The coding region runs from base 1263 to 2111 and encodes 282 amino acids. Lineage: Eukaryota; Metazoa; Chordata; Mammalia; Primates; Hominidae.